AUGGAUCCCUCUCAAAAUGAAACUCCUCCUCAAAAUGGAACUACCGAAAUUAACCUCGGGGAGGUUAUCAUUACCAAAGCCACCGGAAAACUAAACGAGUCACCGCCGGAGGAAAUAACUGAUAAUGACGUCAGUGGUGAGAAUGGAGAAGCGUACCUCGAGAACGGCGACGACGUCGUUAAGACUGAAACGGCUUCUGCGGAAGAGUCGGAGCACGUGACAUUAGCCGUUACGGAGGAGCUGGCAGGGGUCCUCCAACCGCAUGCACAGCUCCCGAAGCCCGAGGCGCCGCGUGGCCUUCACGACUCGCCUCCUCCUUCUCCGAACGACGCCGCUUCGGAGAAGAAUCAGAAUUUAAUGCCGGCGAUAGGGAAGCUCAUCCGGGAGAGAAGCAACGACUUCUCGUCGGCGUUUUUGAAGAGGUUCUCGUCGCUCAAGGAGAGCAAUUUCGCCGACGAGUUUCUGAAGCCGAGCGUGACGGAGUUCAACCUCUCCGGCCUGACAGUGACGGUGAAGAUGAAGAGCGAGACGGAGCAGCAAACGGCGGCGAGUCUCAAAGGCCGGAUCAGCUUCUUCUCCAGGUCCAAUUGCCGCGACUGCACAGCCGUCCGGAGCUUCUUGAAGGAGAAAGGACUGAGAUUCGUGGAGAUCAACGUGGACGUGUACCCGCAGCGGGAGAAGGAGCUGAUCGAGAGGACCGGCACGUCGGCGGUGCCUCAGAUAUUCUUCAACGAGAAGCUGUUCGGCGGUUUGGUGGCGCUGAAUUCGCUGAGGAACAGCGGCGAGUUUGACCAGAGGUUGAAGGAGAUGAUCGGGUCGAAAUGCCCCGACGACGCGCCCGCUUCGCCUGUUUACGGGUUUGAUGAUCUCGAGGAGGAACUGACGGACCAGAUGAUAGGGAUCGUGAGGGUGUUGAGGCUGAGGCUGCCGAUUCAGGACCGUCUGAUGAAGAUGAAGAUCGUCAAGAACUGCUUCGCCGGCGGCGAGAUGGUGGAGGUCCUCAUUCACCAGUUGGACUGCGGCCGUAAACAGGCAGUUGAGAUUGGAAAGCAACUGGCUAAGAGGCACUUCAUUCAUCACGUCUUUGGAGAAAAUGAGUUUGAAGAUGGAAACCAUUAUUAUCGAUUCCUUGAGCAUGAACCAUUUAUCCCCAAAUGCUAUAAUUUCCGAGGAUCCAUAAAUGAUUGUGAGCCCAAGCCUGCAGCUAAAGUUGGCCAAAGGCUCACCAAGAUCAUGUCUGCCAUACUUGAGUCUUAUGCUUCUGAUGACAGGCGCCUACUUGAUUACAUUGGCAUAAGCAACAGUGAGGAAUUCCGGAGGUACAUAAAUUUGGUUCAAGAGCUUCACCGAGUAAACCUUUUUGAACUCUCGCCAGAUGAGAGGCUAGCCUUCUUCUUGAACCUGUACAAUGCCAUGGUCAUACAUGCAGUUAUCAGGAUAGGGCGUCCACAAGGUAUAAUCGAAAGGAGAUCCUUUUACAAUGACUUCCAGUAUAUAGUUGGAGGUUAUUCCUAUUCCCUUAGUACCAUCGAAAAUGGGAUCCUUAGAAACAAUCGCAGACCUCCGUAUUCCCUAGCGAAGCCAUUUGGCGCUGGAGACAGCCGCAUACAGCUUGCUUGUGCUAAAGUGAAUCCAAUAGUCCAUUUUGGACUCUGCAAUGGGACAAGAUCAAGCCCCAUAGUAAGGUUCUUCUCACCCCAAGUUAUCGAAGCUGAAUUAAGAUGUGCAGCAAGAGAGUUCUUUAAGAGUGGUGGAAUGGAGGUGAACUUGGACAAGAGGACUGUGUAUCUCACCCAAAUCAUCAAAUGGUUCGAUAAUGAUUUUGGACAAGACAAGGACAUUCUAAAGUGGAUCCUCAAUUACUUGGAUCCAACUAGAGCAGGUCUUUUGACACAUCUGUUGGGUGAUGGAGGACCUAUACAUAUUUCUUACCAGAACUAUGAUUGGUCCAUGAACUCUUGAUAACCCCUUAUGGUGCCACAACCCUUAUGGUGCCACAAACAAUCGUGCUCAAAUCGAGUGACAGUAUUGCAUUGGCAAGGGAAGUGUGUUGUUGUAUAUAAUACCUCAAUUUUUGAAAAAAUAAAAAAUAAAUAUAGGAUUGUUGAUUUAAGUUUCUUGUAAGCCUUUGUUACAAGUAGGAAAUAAUUUGGCUUCUCUACUUUGAUUUAUGUUAGUUGGAUUUGCUUGGAUGACUUAUAACCAUUGGAUUGAGUACAAUCUGGGACCAUUAUGUCAUCCUUACUUCAUCUAAUGGUUAGAAGACAUCUAAGCAAAUCCAAGUAACUUAAAUCCUAGCAGAGAAUCCAGAUCCGUAGUCUUAUAUUUAUACUUUGGGUGCUAAACAUUUCGCGUGAAGAUUUGUAUUUUCAAUCCUUGUUAUUCACAAUAGAAAGAGGAAACAAGCUAAAUAAUAUGGUAUCAAGAUUAAGAACUAUUUUCAAGCCUAUUUUGACCCAUUGGGCUUCGUUAUCAGUUAUUUGGGUUAAGCUAUCAUCUUGGGCCAAUAAAAUAUAUAGACGCGGGCAUUCGUAAUAUAAGCCCAGACUAAAGGUAAACCACAGGCCCAGUAUAGUUCGCGCCACUUGUUCCCGCCAAAUAUUAGUGAAAGAAACAAAUAGAAAUCCA
Messenger RNA from Fragaria vesca subsp. vesca, 2628 nucleotides. RefSeq lists its product as uncharacterized. The record is from RefSeq and is a predicted model, not a curated record. The transcript has 6 exons. Lineage: Eukaryota; Viridiplantae; Streptophyta; Magnoliopsida; Rosales; Rosaceae. Gene Ontology annotation, biological process: intracellular signal transduction. Bases 1 to 1962 code for a protein of 653 amino acids.